This is a messenger RNA of Rangifer tarandus platyrhynchus (Svalbard reindeer), 1482 nucleotides long. The record is from the annotation of a GenBank genome assembly. Lineage: Eukaryota; Metazoa; Chordata; Mammalia; Artiodactyla; Cervidae.
AUGAUUGUCAACAGCCUGUCUCUGUGCUACCACAACAAACUAAUCUUAGCUCCUAUGGUUCGGGUGGGGACUCUCCCAAUGCGGCUUCUGGCCCUGGACUAUGGAGCGGACAUUGUGUACUGUGAGGAGCUGAUCGACCUCAAGAUGCUUCAGUGCAAGAGAGUUGUCAAUGAGGCGCUCAGCACAGUGGAUUUUGUUGCUCCUGAUGACCGAGUGGUCUUCCGCACCUGUGAAAGGGAGCAGAGCAAGGUCGUCUUCCAGAUGGGGACUUCAGAUGCAGAGCGAGCCCUUGCUGUGGCCAGGCUUGUAGAAAAUGAUGUGGCUGGUAUUGACGUCAACAUGGGCUGUCCUAAAGAGUAUUCCACCAAGGGAGGAAUGGGAGCUGCCCUGCUGUCAGAUCCUGACAAAAUCGAGAAGAUCCUCAGCACUCUUGUGAAAGGGACACGCAGACCUGUGACCUGCAAGAUUCGCAUCCUGCCAUCGCUGGAAGACACCCUGAGCCUUGUGAAGCGGAUAGAGAGGACUGGCAUCGCCGCCAUCGCAGUUCACGGGAGGAAGCGAGAGGAGCGGCCCCAGCACCCUGUCAGCUGCGAAGCCAUCAAAGCUAUCGCUGAAACCCUCUCCAUUCCCGUCAUAGCCAAUGGAGGAUCUCACGACCACAUCCAAGGGUAUUUGGAUAUAGAAGACUUCCGACGAGCCACGGCAGCCUCUUCAGUGAUGGUGGCCCGGGCGGCCAUGUGGAACCCGUCCAUCUUCCUCAAGGAGGGUCCACGGCCCUUGGAAGAGGUCAUGCAGAAGUACAUCAGAUAUGCUGUGCAGUAUGACAACCACUACACCAAUACCAAGUACUGCUUGUGCCAGAUGUUGCGAGAACAGCUGGAAUCACCCCAGGGAAGGUUACUCCACGCUGCCCAGUCUUCCCAGGAAAUUUGUGAGGCCUUUGGCCUUGGUGCCUUCUAUGAGGAGACCACACGAGAGCUGGAUGCCCGACGGGCCAAACUUCUGGCCAGGAGCCCAGAGGAAGCAGAGGGACCAGCUGAAGACACUUCUGGUAUCAUUAAGAUGGCCAUCAAGUUUGACCGGCGAGCAUAUUCACCCCAGAUCACCCCCAAGAUGUGCCUGCUGGAGUGGUGCCGGAGGGAGAAGCUGGCACAGCCGGUGUAUGAAACGGUCCAGCGCCCCCUGGAUCGCCUCUUCUGUUCUGUUGUCACUGUCGCUGAACAAAAGUACCAGUCUACCUUGUGGGACAAGUCCAAGAAACUGGCGGAACAGGCUGCAGCCAUCGUCUGUCUGCGGAGCCAGGGCCUCCCAGAGGGUCGGCUGGGUGAGGAGAGCCCCUCCUUGCACAAGCGCAAGCGGGAGGCCCUUGACCAAGACCCUGGGGAUCCCAGAACUCAGGAGCCAGCCAUGCCUGGGGAGCUGUGCAAGAAGCCUUUUGUAGCCUUGGCAAGUGGUCAAGAGAGCCCCCUGGAAGGCUGGUAA